UGCCGCGCAUGCGCCGUGUUUGUCUGGGCUCCACACAUUGGAGGCUGCUGAAGUUUCGGAAGUUGAGCCAACUCGCAGUGAUUUAGCCCGACAGACAGCUAGCAGCAGAGAGACGCUCCGAGCGUCCCAAACUUGGUUUUCAGCCAGAAAAAGUUCGAUUGGACGGGACCUCCAUACCCACAGUGGACUACCGAGGACUACCUAUGGAUUAUAACCGUUUUGGGUGAUUUAAAUCGCGUUAACUGAAGCGUUCGAGGAGUUUGGAAGAAGUUGUGAUUGUUUUUUUUUUUUUUUUUUUUUUUUUUUUUUUUUUGGCGCUCCAGCAGCGCAGAGGAAAGAUGGAGGAUCUGCUGCUGCUGUAGCAGCGGCUAACGUUAGCUGCUCAUCGUCGUUUACGGGCAAAUUUGAGCUAACUGUCUGUCUGAUAGAUGACCCAAAAGUUUGGAUGCUAGAAGUCCCCACGUUAACGGAGCCCGCUUUUUCUCUGCAGAGCUGCUGUUCUGGACUGGACCGCAGACCAACUGAAGCAUGAGAGGCCAUCAGGCUCUGAGGAUGGAAGCAGAGCUACAGGAGGCAGGUUUCAGACGUCACAUGGUGCUCUGAAGAAGCCAUGGGUAGCUGCCUAAGCUGUCCAGAGAAAGAGUCGGUUCCAGAUAAUCAUCAAAGUAAAUUCAAGGUGAUCAAUGUGGACGACGAUGGGAACGAGCUGGGCUCAGGUGUGAUGGAGCUGACCGACGCCGAGCUCGUCCUCCACACCCAUCGCCGUGACGAUGUCAGGUGGCCUUACUUGUGCCUGCGGCGCUACGGCUACGACUCCAACCUGUUCUCCUUUGAGAGCGGCCGCCGCUGCCAGACGGGUCAAGGUAUCUUUGCCUUCAAAUGUUCCCGAGCUGAGGAGAUCUUCAACAUGCUGCAGGAGGUGAUGCACAGUCACAGUAUCAACGUGGUGGAGGAGGCGGUGCUGGACCCCAACCAGCAGGCGGCGCUCACUCCUGCGGCUCUGGGAUACUCGGUGCCCUCGGUCCCCAAUGGGGUGACCAGGAUGCCCUCUGUGGGUGAGGCUCCAUCUCACCCCUCCACACGUCACCCCUCUGUGGCCAGCACCCGCCUGCCGUCUGUGGGGGAGGAGUCGACUCACCCGCUGCUGGUAGCUGAUGAGGCGGUCCACACCUACGUGAACACCACGGGUCUCCUGGAGGACCAGCCCAGCCCACUGACCGCCACCACCCCUUUGGAGAGCCCCACCUCUCCCCAGUCCCAGUGUCCUCCCACCCCACCGCCUCCUCCCAGGGUCCGCACUGAGCCUUUAGCCCCGCCCACCCAGCUGGAGCCCCAGGUGCUGCUGGAGCCUCAGGGUGUGCGCUUCGUUCUGGGCCCCACCCCCGUUCAGAGGCAGCUGAUGGAGAAGAGGCAGCAGGAGCUGAAGGAGGCACAGGAGCCCCAAGAGACUAACGGUCCUGCGGAAGGCCCUGCAGAGCCGGCCCCCCCGCACUCCAACGGCUCCUCCUCAAAUUCAUCUGUCGCUCCCCGCCGCCACCGGCCGCCUCCCCUCACCCCCGACCUGCAGAAUGUCAACAACUCAGCCCAGCGGCGCACUGCCCUGCUGGACUACGAGAACCUGCCGGCGCUGCCGCCGGUGUGGGAGGCCAGGAAGCCGAGCUCAGAGGAGGAGGAGGGCAGUGGCCUAAAGACGCCAUCGCUCAACGGCUACAACCACCACCCCCCCCACAGCCUGCUGCACCACUCCUACUCCCACCCGCUGUCCGCCACGCUCGAGCCUUCGCACAACUAUGUCAACACUGAGAACGUGACGGCGCCGCUCAGCGCGCACCGGCCUGACACGGCCCGGCGCCGUACAGACGGACCCACCAUCUUUAACUUUGACUUCCGCCGGCCGCCACUACCAGGCCACCCGGAGCCCCCAAAAACCCUGAACUACAUUGAGGUGGAGAUGGACAGCAGUGCCGGGAACAAGGGUGCCUCGGACGGCAGCAACCCUCACACACCGCGCACCCCCACCUCACCCCUGCCACCCACCACACCCACGCGGCGCACUGAGCUGUACGCCCUCAUUGACAUCGAGCGCACCGCCGCCAUGUCCAGCCUGCAGAAGGCACGGCCGCGAGACGACGGCACGUCACGAAAGACGAGACACAACAGCACGGAGCUGCCCACCAAGAGCAUGGCGUGACUUCCUGUUCACGGAGCCGUGCACGGAGCCGCGCACGGACUGCACAGUGCUUGGCUUCCUGUUAUGGACUCCAGCUGACCAAUCAGAUAAAAGAUAGGACUUCCUGUGUGCUCACCUGUGCAGGUGUGCCACAGCAGAUAAACUGGUACUAUAGCAGACGUAAUACCUCUGACGGAGGCGGAUGAUGAUGAUAUUGAUGAUGAUGAUGUAACAGACUGCAUUCCUUAUAUGGUACAGAUCAGUAUUACUGAAGCAUUCCAUUUAGCUUUUUGUACGAGUCACUCUGCUGCUGAAAGUCUGUGUUCCAACAUGUACAGUAGAUCUGACCCAAUAAAGCCCGGUUCUAUUUGUA
Melanotaenia boesemani (Boeseman's rainbowfish) is the source of this 2543-nucleotide messenger RNA. RefSeq names its product fibroblast growth factor receptor substrate 2-like. The transcript has 7 exons. NCBI's taxonomy places the organism in Eukaryota, Metazoa, Chordata, Actinopteri, Atheriniformes, Melanotaeniidae. The record is from RefSeq and is a predicted model, not a curated record. Gene Ontology annotation, cellular component: cell-cell junction; cytoplasm. The coding region runs from base 611 to 2191 and encodes 526 amino acids. Gene Ontology annotation, biological process: cell surface receptor protein tyrosine kinase signaling pathway.